Messenger RNA from Patiria miniata (bat star), 1304 nucleotides. RefSeq lists its product as uncharacterized. Gene Ontology annotation, biological process: regulation of transcription by RNA polymerase II. Gene Ontology annotation, cellular component: nucleus; transcription regulator complex. The coding region runs from base 419 to 1177 and encodes 252 amino acids. The transcript has 3 exons. Lineage: Eukaryota; Metazoa; Echinodermata; Asteroidea; Valvatida; Asterinidae. The record is from RefSeq and is a predicted model, not a curated record.
GCCACCGCACACUAUACGAUCCGACUACGACCCGACUGAUUUUUAGUCGGAUCUUAAGGUCUGCGGAGGAGUACGACCACGAUUUUCCCAGUCGUGAAUCAGAUCCCGACUGGUCGGCGCCUCAGUCGUAAAGAUUCAACUGUCUAAUCUUUGCGACCAGAGUCGGGGACUUGUCAGCUGGAUGAUAUGGCCCGCCAGCGUGCAAAAAAGGAAGUGUUAAAUUUCUUUUGUUCAAUUAAAAAAACCUAAUAAUUUUAAUCCAUAAUUCAGGCAUAACGUAAUUCAAUUUGAUAAACAAACCACCGGGGUAGAGUUUUAAAAAUAAAUCUAGUUUGAGUUCUUGGAGUUUUUACCACUCAGGUAAAUGUUUUUGUGACAGCAUUUUUUGUUGCAAUGGCCUUCCAUACAAAGGCAAAACAUGCAUAUAUUCAACAAAAUGGCGGGCGCAGAAAAAUCAGAGUUGUGCAGCGCUAGCGCUGUUGAUGUUGCACAAGCAAGUCCUUGGUGUGAUGAAAAAGAAGAGACUCUUGUGGAAAUGUGGAGUCAAAGGAACUGCCUGUUCGAUGUAUCCUCCAGGGGAUACAGUAACAGGCAGCUGAAGAGACAGUCCAUUCAGGAAUGUUCGUCUGUUCUUGAGAUAGCAGUUGAUGACAUCAGCAAAAAAAUGACGUCUCUGCGGACACAGUAUUCCAGAUUGGUCAAGCCUCUACCUAGUGGAUCUGGUGCAAAAAAAAAGACCCCCCGGCAGGAAUGGAUUCUGAAGAAUCUAGAUUUCUUGGCACCCCAUGUGAAGGCGAGACCUUCUGUUUCAAACCUCAAGAUUGAUUCGAUUCAACAGGAUGCUGGAGAAGAUGAUGAAGCAGAGGAUAACACCAGUGUGGCUGUGGUGCAAGAUGACAUCCCGAAACCAUCUGCAAACACCCCGGACAACAAAAAGAAAAAGCGAAAGAUUGAGGAGGAUGAAUUCAGUGUCAUCAAGUCUCUGCAGAAAGUUCUGGAGGAGCCAGAGGAAGACGACGACACUGUUUUUGCUAAAUAUAUCACAAGAGAAAUGAAAAAAAUCCAGGAUGAAAGAACGAAACUUCUUUUGCGACAGAAGUUUCAAACUUUGAUUGUUGAAGCAAGAAUGGGCGAGCUGAUGCCUUACCAAGGACCACAUGCAUUUUCAGAGAUGUGAUUUCUUGAUGGUUUUUGCCUCAACAAUUAUAUAUUGAAACUUUUGCUGUAAUAGGUUUUUUUCAAAUACUGCUCCCAGUUUACCAAAUUUAGUAAGGUCCCCCCCAAAAAAAGUACUUGGUCUCUGG